CCUCUGGGACCCUCAUCAGCCUCAGGCGUCGGAACCGGGACCGGCUCCCUCGGAAUACCCAGGGGAUAAGGCGAGAGUCCGAGCAGCCACGAGGACCGAGGAAAAGCGUCUCUCAGCCGCAGCGGCACCCCCAGCGAGCACAGGACCAAAGGAGAAGUGUCGGCCACACGGGUGCAGCAGGACAAGCACGGUGUCGGUCACAGAGGGCAGUUCAACACCUCGGCCAUCCACGGCCGGCAGCGCCAGCCGCUGAGCCCCUGCAGGUGCCACAGCUAAACAUCAGCCAGAGACAAGGCUCUCCAGGCACCGGGGACAAGGCACAGCAUGGACGAGUCACUGGGAUUAGACCCUUCGGAGGAACCACAAAGUGCCGACCCACAGGAUGCCUAUGAACGUGGGCAUGGCCCUUACCAGCCACACGAACCGGGCUAUGGUCUUGACCAGCCCGGAUACAGCCCAUAUGAGGAUGAGAUUCCCGAUCCCCAAGCCCAGAUGCUGGCAAUCAAGAAUGCAAAAGCCUAUUUACUGAAGACCAGCACAAAAUCUGGCCUGAAUUUAUAUGAUCAUUUUGCUAAUAUACUAACAAAGAUCCUGGAUGAACAGCCCACAAAUGCAGUAGACAUAAUUGAGAAUAUCAGCAAGGAUGUGAAGUGGGCUCAGUUUCGGAAAAAAAUGGACACUCUCCGAGACGAACAUCUGAUUCCUCCAACAUUUGAAGCUGCAGAAAAGUGUAAAGCUUUGUUCGUCAAGGAAGGUGGAGAAGAAGAACAUGAAGAAGUAGAAGAAGAGAUGGGACAGCCCUCUCUACCAAAUGUGAUGGAAACAGCCUUUUAUUUUGAACAGGCUGGAAUUGGCUUGAACAAAGAUGAAUCCUAUUACAUAUUCCUUGCCCUUAAAAAUCUAAUUAAUGUUCAGCCAAUCCAGACCUGUCGCUUCUGGGGCAAAAUUUUGGGCCUGGAAAUGAACUAUAUUAUAGCUGAAGUACAGUUACGGGAAGGGGAAGAGGAGGAAGAAAUAGAAGAGGAAGGAGAGGAAACUAUUGCGGAAGGAGAGAAAGAGUUGGGUGAGGGUGAAGAAGAAGAAGAACAGAAAGAAAAAGAAGCUGAACCACCAAAGUCCACCUAUAAACCCCCACCUGAGAUCCCAAAAGAAGCAAAUGGGACUGGGACUAAUAAAUAUGUCUACUUUGUCUGUAAUGAGCCAGGCAAACCCUGGAUGAAGUUGCCUCCAGUGACACCAGCCCAGAUUGUCUGUGCCAGGAAAAUCAAGAAGUUCUUCACUGGUCGGCUGGACGCUCCUGUUGUGACCUUUCCUCCUUUUCCUGGAAAUGAGGCCAAUUACCUGCGCGCACAGAUAGCUCGAAUCUCAGCAGGAACCCAUGUCUCUCCCACUGGAUUUUACCAGUUUGCAGAGGAGGAAGAAGAAGAAGAAGGAGCAGAUACAUAUGAAGAAAAUCCUGAGUUUGAGCCUCCUCCUGUGGUUGAAAUGGUAGAGUCCCUCACAAUGUGGGCACACCAUGUCAAGGGCAUUCUAAAUCAGGGUCGCUGUGCUUGGAUUAAUCCUUCUCAAAAAUCAGAGGAAAAUGAAGAAGAAGAUGAAGAGGAGGAAGAGGAGGAGGGAGAAGAGCAACAGGAAGAAAGAGGACCACCCCUUCUUACUGUAAUCUCUGAAGAUGAAGGCAUGAAAGACAUCCCUGCUUGGACAGCUCAGGCUUCUACAAACCUGAUCCCGCAAUAUUCUAUUGCGAUCCUGCAGUCUAACCGAUGGCCUGGAGCUUAUGCCUUUGCUUCUGGCAGGAAAUUUGAGAACAUCUACUUUGGCUGGGGUCACAAAUACAGUCCAGAAAGUCACACUCCUGCACUGCCCCCGCCAGCACAAGCAGAAUUCCCCAGUGGGCCAGAAAUCACUGAGACAGUAGACCCCACUGUGGAAGAGGAAAUGGCUUUCAAGGUUGCACAGGAAGAAGCCUUAGCCGAAGCUGAGGAAGAGGAAGAUGAGGAAGGAGAGGAUGAUUAAAAUACGGAAGAAAACAGAUUGUUUUAAAAGUUUGAACACAAUCAGCAUUUAAGGUAGUCAUUUAUUUGCUAACCUCAAAAGAAAUGCAUUUGGAGUGUGCCUUCCUUUUUCAUUUCUGUAGGCUUUUCUUUGCAGCUAUCUUCCUCUCCUUCCCUACCCCUCAAACCUGCCCACGCUGGCAUGAAGGCUUUUUCUAUGUUUGUUUGACUAAGCAAACACAGUCUGCUUCCUAAAAUGAUACCACU
This is a messenger RNA of Poecile atricapillus (Black-capped chickadee), 2261 nucleotides long. RefSeq names its product radial spoke head protein 4 homolog A-like. The transcript is spliced from 6 exons. The coding region runs from base 325 to 2016 and encodes 563 amino acids. Gene Ontology annotation, biological process: axoneme assembly; cilium movement involved in cell motility; cilium assembly. The record is from RefSeq and is a predicted model, not a curated record. Gene Ontology annotation, cellular component: radial spoke; axoneme. NCBI's taxonomy places the organism in Eukaryota, Metazoa, Chordata, Aves, Passeriformes, Paridae.